Molecule: messenger RNA, 2153 nt
Organism: Saccoglossus kowalevskii
Lineage: Eukaryota; Metazoa; Hemichordata; Enteropneusta; Harrimaniidae
Product: PRKCA-binding protein-like
Biological process (GO): intracellular protein transport; receptor clustering; positive regulation of receptor internalization
Cellular component (GO): postsynaptic early endosome; postsynaptic density; synaptic vesicle
Molecular function (GO): protein kinase C binding; phospholipid binding; protein domain specific binding
Source: RefSeq, a predicted model, not a curated record
ACUACGCAUGCGCAGAUGUUGAAGUCUGUAUAUUUUUGUCAUUUUAUUGUGAAAAUCGCCAAUAUUUGUUAAAGGUGUGUAGUUUUAAGCCAUCUGAUUCUUCAUGAUGAUGGACUACGAGUUAGAGGAGGAUAAAAUGGGAAUGACUGUGACGUCAGGGAGUGUACAAUUGAAAAAAGACACUCAGAAUCUGAUUGGUAUCAGUAUUGGUGGCGGUGCUCCUCUUUGUCCAUGUCUAUAUGUUGUACAGGUGUUUGAUAACACCCCAGCUGCCAAAGAAGGUUCCCUUGCUGCUGGAGAUGAAAUUGUGGGUGUUAACGGAAAGUCAUUACGAGGAAAAUCAAAAGUGGAAGUAGCUAGAGCUAUUCAAGCUGUUAAAGGUGAGGUGACCAUCAAUUAUAACAAGCUCCAUGCAGAUCCAAAGCUGGGUAAAACACUGGAUUUAGUAUUGAAGAAAAUGAAACACAGAAUGGUAGAAAACAUGAGUUCAUCAACAGCAGAUGCCUUGGGACUAAGUAGAGCUAUUUUAUGCAAUGAUAGUCUAGUUAAAAAGCUGGAUGAAUUAGAAAAAACCAGUGAACUUUACAAAGGAAUGAUGGACUCUUCUAAACGAUUAUUAAAAAGUUUUUAUGAUUUAUCACAGUCACAUAAAGGUUUUGGUGAUGUGUUCUCUGUGAUCGGUGCCAGAGAGAUACAGCCAAAAGCCAGUGAAGCAUUUAUGCAUUUUGGUGAAGCUCAUCGAAACAUUGAGAAGUUUGGUAUUUGUAUGUUGAAAACGGUGAAACCAAUGCUUAGUGAUCUCAGUACAUACCUCAAUAAGGCAGUUCCUGAUACAAAACUAACAAUUAAAAAAUAUCUUGAUGCAAAAUUUGAAUACUUGUCUUAUUGUUUGAAAGUGAAAGAAAUGGAUGAUGAAGAAUAUGCCUAUGCUGCAUUAGGAGAACCAUUAUAUAGAGUAGAAACUGGUAAUUAUGAAUACAGACUUGUUCUUCGAUGUCGACAAGAAGCAAGAACACGUUUUGCAAAAAUGAGAUCAGAUGUGCUUGUUAAGAUGGAACUUUUAGAUCAAAAACAUGUUCAAGACAUCGUAUUCCAGCUACAAAGGUUUGUUUCUGGCAUGUCAAAUUACCACGAGGACUGUCAUAAACAGAUGAAAGCUGCAGAUAUCUUCCCAAUCGAAGUGGACCUUUUACGCACAACAAUUAACUAUGAUAAAUCAAAUGAAUUUAAUGACCAAGAUGAGUUUGAUGAUGAAGCACCAGAUACACAACCACCCACGGAAGGAAAAAUAGUGUCCAUGGACUAAUCUUGUGAUAAUAUACAUGUAUAGAUCUGUACUAAAAUUUAAUGUAUAUUAAUACUGUAAAAUGACUAAUUUUCACUGGGUUUAAAUUUCACUGAUUUACCAUUUCAGGCAUAUUCAGUAGGUUUUAAAUUCACGGUUUCGUCAUUUAGAUAAUGUGUUCUAUGCUAAAUUGUACAUAUUCACUGUAUUUUAAUUUAGCGCAUUUUUCCAGUCAGCGAAAUAAGCUAAAUUAAAACCCAGUGAAUAAUUACCCCCUUUACAGUAAUCUAAAUCAGUGUUCAUUAGCAUGUAAAUUGUUUAGUAGAAUAUAUUGUCUCUUAAUAGUAAUAUUUAUGAAGAUAUUAGUUGCAUCAUGGGUUACAUUAGUAACACUGCAGCUGGUUAAUUGAUCAUUUCUGUGAUGAAAAACUGGUAAAUAUGAGUGAAAGCAGUGUUCAGUGAAAACCUCAUUUUGCUAUGUUAUUAAGGCGUACUCUUGAUUUCAUAUACCAAGAAUUUAUUCAUUUUCCAAUAAAUUGUACUUCUGGGCAAUACAAGUAUAUUAACUUAGAAAAUUAUAAUCUCUGCAUUAAAUAGCACAAGUCAAAAUAAUAGCAUCCUUCCUUCCACUUGUGUAUGUCACAGAAGCACUUCAUCACUAGAGGGCAUGUUUUAUGGGGAAGGGGUAUUGUAUGUGUUGUGCUACAUCAAAACUUUCAGAAUAUGUUUAAACAGUCUUGGAUAUAUAAAUUAUUACUAACUCAAAGCUCCAUAAGGAGCACAUAGACUCUUAGACGGAGUCCAAUUUGAUGUUUACAUCACCUGUAACCAAUUUGACAAUCUGCUGGAUGAUUUGUCGAGCUUUAAG